GUUUGUGGUGCCAGCAGUCAGCAGUCAGCACCUACGAUGACCCGCCUAAGCCUGAUCGUGUCCAACAAGUUCCGCUCGUCGUCGUUGACGACCAAGAAGGCAUCAACGAUCUUGUCGUCCUUGCCUCGAUUCAACGUUCAGGUCAAGACCGCCAAGACCAGCUUGCCUCCUCGCAAGCUGAACGAAUCUCUGGCCUUUGUCGUCCCUACUCCUGUCAAGCCCACUUUCACCACGGGCACCGCCAUCGAAAAUGCAUUUGCUCGUUAGGUAGUAAUUGCAACUACAAUGGAACACGUUGGCAUUUUGUGAA
Messenger RNA from Aphanomyces astaci, 310 nucleotides. RefSeq lists its product as hypothetical. The coding region runs from base 37 to 267 and encodes 76 amino acids. The record is from RefSeq and is a predicted model, not a curated record. The transcript is spliced from 2 exons. Lineage: Eukaryota; Oomycota; Saprolegniomycetes; Saprolegniales; Verrucalvaceae.